Molecule: messenger RNA, 1353 nt
Organism: Ascoidea rubescens DSM 1968
Lineage: Eukaryota; Fungi; Ascomycota; Saccharomycetes; Ascoideales; Ascoideaceae
Product: glycoside hydrolase family 76 protein
Exons: 1
Coding region: 1-1353 (450 amino acids)
Biological process (GO): carbohydrate catabolic process; budding cell bud growth; fungal-type cell wall biogenesis
Molecular function (GO): mannan endo-1,6-alpha-mannosidase activity
Source: RefSeq, a predicted model, not a curated record
AUGAAAACGAAUUUUUUGAAAAUACUAUUCUAUCUUCUUGUUGCGGUGACUUUUUCAUAUGGCCUUGAUUUGAAUCCUGAUGAUUUAGACAGCUUAAAGCAGGCAACAGCUCUUGUAGCUGAUGGGUUGAUGGAUUACUAUAACGGCUUGGAUUACGGUGAAACUAUUGGUAUGUUCUCUGAUCCAUACUAUUGGUGGGAAGCUGGUGGAGCAUGGGGCUCCAUGGUUGAUUACUGGUACUUUAUGGAAAAUGAUACCUAUGCGAAUAUCACAAAACAAGCUUUACUAUUUCAAGUGGGCGAUAAUUGGGACUAUGUUCCAUCAAAUCAGUCGACCACUGAAGGUAAUGAUGAUCAAGGCUUUUGGGGUUUAGCUGUCAUGAGUGCUGCUGAAAAAAACUUUACAAAUCCUUCAGACGACGAACCUGGCUGGUUGUAUUUAGCACAGGCUGUUUUCAACACCAUAGCUUAUAGAUGGGACACUGACAAUUGUGGUGGGGGUCUAAGAUGGCAGAUUUUCCAGUGGAAUUCAGGUUAUGACUAUAAAAAUUCGGUUUCAAAUGGUUGCUUGUUCCAAAUCGGUGCCAGAUUGGCUAGAUACACCGGCAACAGCACAUAUAUCGAAUGGUGUGAGAUGGUGUGGGACUGGAUGGUCUCUGUGGAUUUCAUAACAACUGACGACUGGUGGUUUGUUUAUGAUGGGGCUACCAUCGAUAACAAUUGUCAGAAUAUUUCCAAAUUACAGUGGACUUACAAUCAAGGCUUGUUUCUUGGUGGAGCAGCAUUCUUGUAUAAUGUCACUGGAGAAGAAAAGUGGUUGAACAGAACCCAGAACUUAUUGGAUGGUUCAGCUGUUUUCUUCAACAAUUCUGUGAUGUACGAAGCCGCUUGUCAGGGAAUUGGUACUUGUAAUAACGAUCAAAGAUCUUUUAAGGCUUAUUUCUCGAGAUUUUUGGGUUACACAGCGUUGAUGGUUCCUUCGACAUACAAUCAGGUUUACGAGUUGUUAAGAGUCUCAGCUCUAGGUGCUGCCUCUUCUUGUUCAGGGGGCACUGAUGGUCAUACCUGUGGUAUCAACUGGUUUUAUGGUGGAUGGGAUGGAUUUUGGGGCUUGGGUGAGCAAAUGUCUGCCUUGGAGGUGAUGCAGAACUUAAGAAUAAAUGACCUUCCUGCUCCAUACACUGCUUCUUCUGGUGGUUCAUCUGAGGGUGAUCCUGCUGCUGGAACCGAAGACCUUGGAUCUGAAGCUAAUAAAGCUUUAUCCAUAGAUACUGCUGAUAUUGUUGGAGCCUCAAUAAUAACUGCUGUUGUUGGCUUGUCACUAAUAGCAGGUUCAAUUUGGCUCAUAAUUUAG